Messenger RNA from Oppia nitens, 2196 nucleotides. RefSeq names its product kinesin-like protein KIF3B (gene Klp68D). Gene Ontology annotation, molecular function: ATP binding; microtubule motor activity; microtubule binding. Bases 2 to 2173 code for a protein of 723 amino acids. Gene Ontology annotation, biological process: microtubule-based movement. The record is from RefSeq and is a predicted model, not a curated record. The transcript has 3 exons. NCBI's taxonomy places the organism in Eukaryota, Metazoa, Arthropoda, Arachnida, Sarcoptiformes, Oppiidae.
AAUGCCUAAAAGUAGUGAAUUUGGUUCCCAAUUGUCCAUUGGAUCCAAUUCUUCAAAGUCAUCCAAUAAGAGUGAAAGCGUUAAAGUGAUAGUCAGAUGCAGACCUAUGAGUGAUAAAGAGGUAAAGGAUGGACACAAACAGAUAAUAGACAUGUAUUGCGAUCGCGGAGUCAUUCAAAUUCAUAAACCAAAUGUCAGUGAAGAAGAAGUGCCGAAGAGUUUUACUUUUGAUGCGGUUUAUGACUGGAAUUCAAAUCAAAAUGAUUUAUACGAAGAAAUAUUUCGACCGCUCGUUGACUCAGUUCUCGAGGGUUUCAACGGAACGGUGUUUGCUUACGGACAGACCGGCACUGGAAAGACAUAUACUAUGGAAGGCGACCCCCAGAGACCCGGAGUUAUUCCCAAUUCUUUUGAACAAAUAUUCAAUUGUAUCGCUCGGUCUCAGAAUCAACAAUAUUUGGUCAGAAGUUCAUAUCUGGAGAUAUAUCAAGAAGAGAUUCGUGAUUUACUCGCUAAAGACCAAAGUGUUAGAUUUGAACUUAAAGAGAGACCCGAUAUCGGUGUCUAUGUUAAGGAUCUUUCGUCAUUUGUCUGUAAAAGUAUUAAAGAGAUCGAACACGUCAUGACUUGUGGUCAUCAAAACCGUAGUGUCGGCGCAACAAAUAUGAACGAACACUCGUCCCGAUCUCACGCCAUAUUCAUUAUAACUAUAGAACACACUGAAGAAGGUAUUGACGGACAAAAUCAUAUAAGAGUCGGAAAAUUAAAUUUAGUUGAUUUGGCCGGAAGUGAGAGACAGGCCAAGACUGGAACUGUAGGUCAACGACAAAAGGAAGCGAUUAAAAUAAAUUUGUCGUUAUCUGCAUUGGGAAACGUUAUUUCAUCGCUUGUCGACGGCAAGAGCACUCACAUCCCAUACCGAGACUCAAAGUUGACGCGUCUGUUACAAGACUCGUUGGGUGGUAACGCCAAGACUGUAAUGGUGGCCAAUAUAGGUCCGGCCAGUUAUAACUAUGAGGAAACGUUAACUACACUCAGAUAUGCAAAUCGGGCCAAAAAUAUUAAGAACAAUCCGCGAGUUAAUGAAGACCCGAAGGAUGCUUUGCUUAAAGAAUUUCAAUCAGAAAUCGUAAGACUUAAACAACAACUUCUCGAUAGAAGAAAACAAAAAGAAAAUCGAUUGUCAAAUGGCAUUAAUAUCGAAGAACAGGUGAUCCACGAGUCUAAAGAAAUUCAACCCAUCGAUACAGAAGCUGUUGAAAAACUUCAGACAAAGAUUAAAGCAAUGGAAAGCAAACUAUUAGUCGGCGGCAAAAACAUUGUCGAUCACACAAAUGAACAACAAAUACAAUUAGAAAUUAAAAACAAAGAAUUAAUUGAACAAAAAAAACGUGAGCGACAAAUGUUACAGAAAUUAGAAGAACAAGAAGAAUCUACUUUCGAAUAUAGAGAAACAUUCACUUCAUUACAACAAGAAGUCGAAAUUAAAAGACGAAAACUUAAGAAAUUAGUAUCAAAGUUGCAAUCAGUGAAGACUGAGAUCAUGGAUGUCCAGGAGUCCAAUGCACGCGAACGACGAGAAUUGGAACAAAUGCAAAAUGAUUUGAUGAAAGAACUUAAAUUAAAAUAUAUUAUUAUUGAUAACUUCAUACCAAUUGAGGAAAAGAACAAAUUGUUGAGUCAUAUUGUUUUUGAUGAAGAAGAAGAUGACUGGAAGAUCAAAAAGAGUUGCAAUAAUACCGACGGUUCUUAUCUAUGCAAACGUCCCAACUCUUGCUUUGCAUUUCGUUAUCCAACUUCAGAAUUUGCACGAAUGGCACAAGAAGUUGGUUCUGGUUUGAGAUACCGGUGCGAAAAUAUAAUGGAUUGUGAACUUGAAUUAAGUAGUCGUAUGACUAAAGAUUACACGGCUCCCCGUUUGUCACCACGAGUUAGGGCAGCCCUAGAAAAUGCACUCAAACGUGAAGAUGAUAUUGACGUUGAAAUCAGUUCAAUACCUGCGCCGACAUCACGAAAAAAAGGGAAGAAAAAGGAGACAAACGGAAAUGUUUUGCGUCCUUUGACUGCCUUUAAGAUAUCAAAUCGAAAUGAAUCUCGAAAUUUAUCGGAACGGCCGGACACUGCCGGUGCCAAUCAGUCCUAUCCAACGGCCAGAGGACUCAUUCGCAAAUAAAUUCAUUCAAUUAUUUUGUUUCA